This is a messenger RNA of Panthera uncia (snow leopard), 7908 nucleotides long. RefSeq names its product glutamate metabotropic receptor 2 (gene GRM2). Gene Ontology annotation, molecular function: group II metabotropic glutamate receptor activity. Gene Ontology annotation, cellular component: membrane. The record is from RefSeq and is a predicted model, not a curated record. Gene Ontology annotation, biological process: regulation of synaptic transmission, glutamatergic; G protein-coupled glutamate receptor signaling pathway. NCBI's taxonomy places the organism in Eukaryota, Metazoa, Chordata, Mammalia, Carnivora, Felidae. The transcript is spliced from 5 exons. The coding region runs from base 4652 to 7270 and encodes 872 amino acids.
GAGGGAAUAUGUCAAGGUACCCUGGGGUGAGAGGAGGAAGCGGGGUAUUGAAGGCCCUCCACUCCCUGCUCUUUGGCUCCAGUUGACAGCUGCUUCUCCGUUGCAGCAGCCCCAAAGGCUCCCCAGGCUGCUGGGAAACAGGCAGAGCAAGUCAAGGGGAGUAAGGGCCAAGCAUGGGGUGCCCUUUGGGGCCCAGGAGUGGGGAGCUCACAGCCUGCCUUUGCUUCCAAGGGAUGCCUUUGUAUCUGUAGCUCAAGUGUGCCCAUGCUCAUGCUGGUAUCUAGUUAGCAGGUGAAGACAUCCCUGCUGUGCCUGCCAGUGUCUGUGUACCUUUGUGUGUAACUGCACACACAUGCACACAUGCCUUUGGCUCUGUGUGUGUAACUAAGGUGGGUCUGUUCAUGGUGGUCUCAGGUGAAGCUGUGCCCAAGUAGGCAUUAGGAUGUGAUUGUGGCUGGGUGUGGCUGUAUUUGUGUGGAUGGCUAUGUGGUUAUGUGCACGUGGUACUGUGCUUUAUGUGUCUUAACUAUAUGUGAUGGUACUGACAGAGGUGUGAGACUGGCUGUCUAGGAGCAUCACUGUGGGGGCUUUGUCCAUAUACAUCUAUCUGUGUGUAGCUGUGUGUCUGUAUACAGCUGUAUUGUGUGUUCACAUGUAAAGCUAUGUGCUUUUCUGUGUGUCACAUGUAAAGCUAUAGGUCAGUGCAUCUGUGUCUGUGAGUUUAGUUAUAUAUGUGUAGAUAUGUCCAUGUGUAUGGUUAUAUGUAUAUGAUGGGGUGUCUAUAUAUACAGCUGUUUGUCUGCAUGUAAAGUUAUGUAUUAUGGCUGUGUGUACAUCUGUGCGUAUAGUUGCAUGUACUUCUCUGUGUGUGGCCAUGUCCAUAUAUACAACUCUGUAAGGCUGGGUGUCUUUGUGUGCACGGCUGGGAGUGGUGGCUGCAUAGCUGGGUACAUACAUGUGAACAUACAUGCAUGUCCAUGUGCUGCAGUGGGACUGUGUAGGCCACUUCUGUGGGCCGCAUAAUGGGCCUCUGGGACUGGUGCUGUGUUUAAAGCCCUGUGUCUUUUGUGAGGCUGUCUUAGUGAGGGGGGCAGGGAUUGCUGUGUGGUCCUCUUACCUCAGCACCCUGCUGCUAUCAACCCCUCUGGUCCAAGGGCCCAGCUCAUCACUCACUUACCCCAGGCAGCAGUUGCUCUGAACCAGCCAGAGAGGAUGAGAGCAGCCAGGGCUGGAAGACAACAUAUCUGUCUCCCCAGCCUUGUCUGACAGCUCUGAACCCUCAUUCUGCUGUCACCUCACCUACCUCCCAUUAGCAAUGGAGUUUGUGUUUGAUGUGUGUGUUUCACAGCCGUGCUCUUUCCAACCCAGUGGGGGUACUGGGUUUCUGCAUCCUGGGAUAAAGUCUAUCCUUUCUUGGUGACACCCCUCCCCCCUAACUGCCAAACACACAUGUAGGUGCAUGUGCCAGAGGGACCUGGGCUUGGCAUGGGCUCAUUAGCAUGUGUCUGAGCUAGCUUUGCCUCUGCUGACACCUGUGGAAGAAAGGGCAGUGCCAGGGGAGCAGAUAUAGGGAUGCUGUGUGCCUUAGCACCUAGUGUGUGCAUGCUUCAUGCAGGCUCCAGGGCUAAACCUGGGUGUGGGCCUCCUCCCCCGAACCCUUCAGCACAAUCAGGGGCUGCAGUUUAUCCACCACCUUCUACCCAUGGGGGCGUCCUUCUCCAUUCUGCUGCAGGAGAGAAGAAGAGUCAAGAGCAUCUUCUCAGAGCUGUCCUCCCUCUGCUCGGGCUCCAGCUCCUGUUCCCUCCUACGCAGCAGCCAGUUUCAGGAGCCUCCUCCCCACCCCUCCUCCCUACCCCUCCUCCCCUCCCAGAUCCCCUGCCAGCCCCAGCAUGUCCCUUAGAGUUGACCCUAGUCAUUGGCUCUGUAGCACCCCCCACACACCCCAGGUUGAUGUAUCUUUGCCAUAAAUAUUUGUAUAUGAGGGUGGGGAUUAGUGGAGGUUGGUGGGGGAGGAGGUCAGGGCGGGGUGUGUAUAGGGGGCGGAUAGCAGCUUUAAAGGUCAUCUGCAGGAAGAGGAGGCCCCAUUCUCCUCUGACCGCCCCCCCAUCUCUUCCUCUAGUGACUCAGGCCCCAGCUCUCACGUGGGGCCAAAGACAUAUGCCCCUACCCCAGGCCUGGCAUGUGGACUGAACUGCAGUCUGUGGAUGGAGAGAAUGGAUGUGAGGACAGGGAAAGACUCGUCGCAGCAGGCUAAGCUCUCUACCUAUCUCCCACAUGCCCCCUUACCUAUCUCCCAAUGGCACCUUUGGACCCUACGGCUAGCCCCUCCGCUCUCAAAGAUGGAACGCCAUAACAUUGUGCGCACCUCCUGGGGCUCAGUGACCUUACCAGCCCCGUGUCCCUUGUCCCGUGCCCGCUGCUCUGUGGGAUGCAGUCUGACCGCGGGGUAGAGGGGGCAGAUAGGCAGGCACCUGCUCCUGCGCAUAGCAGGAGCGCCCGAGGAUUCAGCACCACGCGGUGGACAGCUCCGGGACGAAAGCCCCGCGAAGAACAGAAGCCGGAGGCGCAGGGCAAGGAGCGGUGCAGGAGUCUGGAGGGAGGCGGAGGCCGGGUUGGGAGCGGGAGAUCCGGAGUGGGGAGGAACGGAGGAGGGGCUGGGGGCGGGCCGGGGCCAGGGGCGGGGCGGGCCGCGAUUGAAAGCGGCCGGGCGAGCGAGCGGACGGAGAGCGCAGAGCUGCCGAGAGAGCGAGCUAGUGAGCGAGAGCUGGAACCCUGCGCCCCCGGCUCCUCUCCGUUUCUCUCCGCGCCGGAGUCGGGCGCGCCAGGUAGGGUAAGCCCGUGGUGCCGCGGCCGCCGCCGACCUUAUAGAGCCUGACCCCAUGUCCCAGCGUCCCGCGGGCCCUCGAGUUCUGGGGCGCUCGGGCCGGGGCGUCCAGCCAGAGCUCGCCAGGAGCUCUGGGAAGCGGGAAGACAACCCCAGGCGUCCCGCCUUUCUUCCCCAGAGAACGCACGCCCUGCAUCACGCUCCUUCGUUCCUCCUCUCCUUACAUCCUUUGGUCUGUCUUUCUGUCUGUGCCUCUAUCUUUGUGUCAGCCUGCGGGUCUCAAUCACUCCUUGCCCAGGCCCCCUGGCUGCCCGCCUCUGGGAUUCUAUCUCCCUUCAGGGUAUUGUCCCUGUCUGAAUUUGGGUCCUGGCCGCCCCUGUGGGAGGCUUGUGGUUUUGACCCGUUUGGACCUCAGCCCCCAUCUGGGUCCUUUCCUCAUCUGUGUUGGUCUUCAUGCUUGCCUCUCUCUCCUGGUUGCCUGGUUGAACUGCUGCUUUCCCGGUACCCACAGGAUCCCAGUCUCCUUGCCCUGGCACCAGUGGGAGGUUAACCCUGGGGAGCUGAGGGGCAAAGUGAAGAACCCCAGUCUCUGUGCCAGGACAUGGGGUCCUUGAACUAGUGGCUAACCUUAUUCAGCCUCAGUUUCCUUCUCCUAGCCUUCCCAAGCCUGCGUGAUUGUGAGAGCCUGUGUGGGGUGGGCAUCUGGGAGGGUAGCUGGGGCACAAAUGAUGAAGUGCAGAGUGGAAGAGGGAAGGAGGGGUCCCUGAGGGCCAGGGCCAGGGUGGACAGGAUAGGGAAAGGAUGAGGAUAAGGAGAUUAGAGAUGGUUCUGAGAUGGUUCUGAUGCUUGGUUCUGAGCUGAAGAAAACACAGGGGCAUAAAGUCUCAAACGGCAUUCUAUGCAGAGCUGAGGUGCCCAAAAGUCUCACCUUGAGCAAUUUUGAGAUUUUGACUAGAUGAACUGACCCUGUCCCUGGACACACACAUAUGCUCACAUUGACUUUUCCUGUUGACUUAAGACCUGUGGCCACUUCAGUUUCCCUCCCUGGGGCCAACCUCUCCACCUUGCUGUCAAACUUCCAGGGUCUAGAGUCUCUAUUACAUCCUCAGUCAGGGGCUCUGGGGAUGGCUUUUUAAGAACUAGAGGCUAGGACCCUUGGGUGCUCACCCUGGGUUCCAGGCUCUCUAGGAGUUGGAGACUACCCUUCGGAGAUUUUUCCUUCCCUCUUCUGUGGUGGUUUCUCAGGCACAAUGGCUCAUUUCUGGGAAUGCAAGAUUCAAGAUAGAGAUUGGACCCCUAAGUUUAUACUCUAACCUGGCUCCUGAUGCAAAGGUGUUGACUCUGGGGUCCUGGGAGAUUUGUGCAAGGUCUUGGACACUCUUUGAUUCACAGCAGGAUUGGUGUUAGCUGAGUUCUCCUAACUUAUGUCUGGGCCUCUACUCUCUGCCUCCCUCCCUCUCUGCUGAGUAUGGAAUGGGCACAGAGGCCAUCUAAAGACCCAGAUGAAGGCAAGGCUGAGAAACAGGUCAAUGGGUGUCUCAGGAGCUUCUCAGCUUAGUCAGUGAUACCACCUCUCCCUGGCUCCCUAGGAAAGUCCCUAGGUGAGGGAAUUGGGGACGGCAGAGUCAGAAGGGGUAGCCACUCUCGGGUUCCACCUCUCCCUGUUUGUCUGUCUGUCUCUUUCUCUGCAGGAGCUGGGCCCCUUCUUAUCUCUCUUCCUGCCUGUCCUUUCCUGGUCCCUGUUUUCUCCUUUCUUUGCCUUUGCUGCUUCUACCCUCAUCCUCUGGAGGCCCAGGUCUGCUGGACCCAUCCAUCCCCUUUGGGACAAUGGGAUCACUGCUUGGGCUCCUGGCACUGCUUCUGCUAUGGGGCACUGUGGCUGAGGGCCCCACCAAGAAGGUGCUGACCCUGGAGGGGGACCUGGUCCUGGGUGGGCUGUUCCCGGUACACCAGAAGGGCGGCCCGGCAGAGGAGUGUGGGCCUGUCAAUGAGCAUCGUGGCAUCCAGCGCCUGGAGGCCAUGCUUUUUGCACUGGACCGCAUCAACCGUGACCCACGCCUGCUGCCGGGUGUGCGCCUGGGCGCGCACAUACUCGACAGCUGCUCCAAGGACACACAUGCCCUGGAGCAGGCACUCGACUUCGUGCGUGCCUCACUUAGCCGUGGUGCUGAUGGCUCACGCCACAUCUGCCCCGACGGCUCUUAUGCCACCCACGGUGAUGCUCCCACUGCCAUCACUGGUGUCAUUGGCGGCUCCUACAGCGACGUCUCCAUUCAGGUGGCCAACCUCCUGCGGCUAUUUCAGAUUCCACAGAUCAGCUAUGCCUCCACCAGUGCCAAGCUGAGCGACAAGUCCCGCUAUGACUACUUUGCCCGCACUGUGCCCCCCGACUUCUUCCAAGCCAAGGCCAUGGCCGAGAUUCUCCGCUUCUUCAACUGGACAUAUGUGUCCACUGUGGCAUCCGAGGGUGACUAUGGUGAGACAGGCAUCGAAGCCUUUGAGCUGGAGGCCCGUGCCCGCAACAUCUGUGUGGCCACCUCGGAGAAGGUGGGCCGUGCCAUGAGCCGCGCAGCUUUCGAAGGCGUGGUGCGAGCCCUACUGCAGAAGCCCAGUGCCCGUGUGGCUGUCCUGUUCACCCGCUCCGAGGACGCACGCGAGCUCCUCGCGGCCACCCGGCGUCUCAACGCCAGCUUCACCUGGGUGGCCAGUGAUGGCUGGGGUGCCCUGGAGAGCGUGGUGGCCGGCAGCGAGGGGGCCGCUGAGGGCGCCAUCACUAUCGAGCUGGCCUCCUAUCCCAUCAGCGACUUUGCCUCCUACUUCCAGAGCCUGGACCCUUGGAACAACAGCCGGAACCCCUGGUUCCGUGAGUUUUGGGAGCAGAGGUUUGGCUGUAGCUUCCGGCGGCGAGAUUGUGCAGCCCACUCGCUGCGCUCCGUGCCCUUUGAGCAAGAGUCCAAGAUCAUGUUUGUGGUCAACGCAGUGUAUGCCAUGGCCCAUGCACUGCACAACAUGCACCGAGCCCUCUGCCCCAACACCACACACCUCUGCGAUGCAAUGCGGCCUGUCAAUGGGCGCCGCCUCUACAAGGACUUCGUGCUCAAUGUCAAGUUUGAUGCCCCCUUCCGCCCAGCUGACACACACAAUGAAGUCCGCUUCGACCGCUUUGGUGAUGGUAUUGGUCGCUACAACAUCUUCACCUACCUGCGGGCAGGCAGUGGGCGCUAUCGCUACCAGAAGGUGGGCUACUGGGCCGAAGGCCUGACCCUGGACACCAGCCUCAUCCCAUGGGCCUCGCCCUUGGCCGGCCCCCUGCCCACGUCUCGCUGCAGUGAGCCCUGUCUCCAGAAUGAGGUGAAGAGUGUGCAGCCAGGGGAGGUCUGCUGCUGGCUCUGCAUCCCCUGCCAGCCUUACGAGUACCGGCUGGACGAGUUCACUUGUGCUGACUGUGGCCUGGGCUACUGGCCCAACGCCAGCCUGACUGGCUGCUUUGAGCUGCCCCAGGAGUACAUCCGCUGGGGUGAUGCUUGGGCCGUGGGACCAGUCACCAUCGCCUGCCUAGGCGCCCUGGCCACCCUCUUCGUGCUGGGUGUCUUUGUGCGGCACAAUGCCACCCCAGUGGUUAAGGCCUCAGGCCGAGAGCUCUGCUACAUCCUGCUGGGCGGUGUCUUCCUCUGCUACUGCAUGACCUUCAUCUUCAUUGCCAAGCCAUCCACGGUUGUGUGCACCCUACGGCGCCUUGGUUUGGGCACCGCCUUCUCUGUCUGCUACUCAGCUCUGCUCACCAAGACCAACCGCAUCGCGCGCAUCUUCGGUGGGGCCCGGGAGGGAGCCCAGCGGCCACGCUUCAUCAGUCCUGCCUCACAGGUGGCCAUCUGCCUGGCGCUUAUCUCGGGCCAGCUGCUCAUUGUGGCUGCCUGGCUGGUGGUGGAGGCACCGGGCACCGGCAAGGAGACAGCCCCGGAGCGGCGGGAGGUGGUGACAUUGCGCUGCAACCAUCGAGAUGCAAGCAUGCUGGGCUCACUGGCCUACAACGUGCUCCUCAUCGCGCUCUGCACGCUCUAUGCCUUCAAAACCCGCAAGUGCCCCGAGAACUUCAAUGAGGCCAAAUUCAUAGGCUUUACCAUGUACACCACCUGCAUCAUCUGGCUGGCCUUCCUGCCCAUCUUCUAUGUCACCUCCAGUGACUACCGGGUGCAGACCACCACCAUGUGCGUGUCGGUCAGCCUCAGCGGCUCUGUGGUGCUCGGCUGUCUCUUUGCGCCCAAGCUGCACAUCAUCCUUUUCCAGCCACAGAAGAACGUGGUUAGCCAUCGUGCACCCACCAGCCGCUUCAGCAGCGCCGCCACCAGGGCCAGCUCCAGCCUCGGCCAAGGGUCUGGCUCCCAGUUUGUCCCCACCGUUUGCAACGGCCGUGAGGUGGUAGAUUCAACAACAUCGUCGCUUUGAAGACCCCACAUUCCUGCCCCCACACAGCUGCUCCCUGGAAUCCGGUGCACCCCCACAUCCAGGGCCAGGAGGAAGUCAGCUGGAGCAUUGCAAUAACCCCAACCCCAUGCCCGCCCCCGCAGCCACUUACCUACCUACUUAUUCCAACCCUUCAGAGUCAGAAGUCAGGGUCCUUGGCCCGGGAGCCUCUGCAGCAGCCACCAACUGUCCUCGCAGUGUGUCCCCUCCUUGCUAGGCCCAGGCAGGACUCAGAAGGGAGCAAGCCAGGGUCUACUCUGCCCUGGAACAGGAUGGCCGAGGACCACCGGCCCCAAUCCCCAAUCAGCAAAGGUGCUUCCAGCCCCACCCUUCCCUCCUUCUAGGGCCUUUUUAAUUUUUUACAUAAGUUAUUCUGGGAUGGGGAGGGGGGUUAUUGUGGGGGCCAUCCCUCCCCGUGCAUAGUAGUUUGUCCUGUGGUUUAUUUUGUAUUACCUGUAAAUAAAGUGUCUUUAUUUUAAAAAAAAAUCACUCGUUGCCUUUGACCCAGGGAGACCCCUCAUGCCCUCCACAGCCGCCCAACCUUCCUUUCCAUAGUAUUUGUUGACUCUGAUCUGUGCCUGCUCUGUGCCGGAUGCUAGGAUCUGGCAGCCAGCAAGACA